This is a messenger RNA of Sorghum bicolor (sorghum), 1005 nucleotides long. Its product is annotated as flocculation protein FLO11-like. The transcript has 3 exons. NCBI's taxonomy places the organism in Eukaryota, Viridiplantae, Streptophyta, Magnoliopsida, Poales, Poaceae. The record is from RefSeq and is a predicted model, not a curated record. The coding region runs from base 1 to 1005 and encodes 334 amino acids.
AUGAACGAGCUGUUCAACUUAUCAGAUGACAACAUCGUUCGAAGCAGUGAUCCGAUGCAGGCCUUCAAGUUGGGACGACCAGCUCCUAAGAUUGGAGACAUUGACCGGUGCGCAGUGUACGUGUCACUGGCACCUGGUAUGGAAAAUCCUGCUGGGAUGGACCCGCCGGAGGACGAUGCUGCUCGGUGUCCUCAAUACACCAGCAGUGAAGAGGAACAGAACCGCCCCACCCCGACCACCGAGGAUAGGGUGGCGGGGAAAAGGCCAAUGGCGGUGGACCCAUCUCCUACGGAGGCGCUGCCGGCGAAGACCAGCCAAGCUCCGAAACAUCAUCAGCUCGUUAGGAUCACUGACGACGACGAGGACGAGGAGGAGGCUGCACCCUCUUUAGUCCGAAGACCGCGCAGUCGUCCAGACGUCGUGCCGACCACUACUGGUCAGGUGACCAGUGAUCCUCCUGCUCCACACGCCGAGCCGACGCGUCUUGGAGAGACAGGGGUGGCGGCGGCGACUGGUAGGACCAGGAGGAGGUUCUUCACAGCGACACACAGGCGCUCCGAUCUUACGGCGUCUGACGUUGAUCCAGACAACGUCGCUAGCCUGAAGACGGCCGAGCCGACUGUUGUCGUCGAAGAUGCCGCUCAGCAGACCACCCAGGAGCAGACCGAGGAGCAGCCCUCGGUAGUGAGCGUGGCAGAGACUGUCGAGGAGGUCCCAGCUCAGGCGAGGACCGGAAUGAGCACCCCUACAAGGGAUGAUGAGGCUAUGAGGACGCCUCCCCCGAGCAGUGUCGCGGAGGAGGGAGACAGAGCCCCGACUCCCCCGCCCGCUGAAGAAAGGAGGGCCGCAACUCAACCCCGAGUGGAAACCUCUUCGCCAAAGGGCUCCCUUGGCCAGGAUAAAGGUCUAGUGAUACCUAUGACCACAGCUGAGGGAAGCGUAGAGGGCGAGGAGACUAAGCGGCCUCCGACGACGAAGUUGAAGAAAUCCAAGGUCGCUCCAUGA